AUGGCGAGGCCCGUGAGUGGCUCCCUCUCGGGGAAGGUAGUUUUGCCGUGCCACUUCUCCACCAUACCCACAACCAUGCCCGCCAUCAACGCCAAUGGCACCACCUCCAGCACCGACUACCUGCGCAUCAAAUGGACCAAAAUUGAAGGGGAAAAGGAAUCCACAGUGCUGGUGGCCCAAAAUGGCAAGAUUAAAAUAGGCUCCACCUACAGGAACCGUGUGUCGGUGCCCAGCCACCCAGAGGAUGUGGGGGAUUCUUCUCUGACCAUGGUGAAGCUCCGAGCCAGCGAUGCCGGCACCUACCGCUGCGAGGUCAUGUACGGCAUCGAGGACACGCAGGACACGAUCAACCUCAAUGUCAACGGUGUUGUGUUUCACUACCGGGCAAGCACCAGCAGGUACACCAUGAACUAUGAGAGUGCUGUCCAGGCCUGCCAAACAAUAGGAGCCUCCAUUGCCACGCCUAACCAGCUGAAGUCAGCGUAUGAGGACGGCUUUGACCACUGCGAUGCAGGUUGGAUCGCAGAUAUGUCAGUGAGAUACCCAAUCACUAGACCGAGACCUGGCUGCUAUGGAAACCUGCAGGGGAAGCCUGGGGUGAGGACAUAUGGACCCCGGAAGGCCACAGAGACCUAUGAUGUGUACUGUUAUGUGGACAAGCUGAAUGGUGAGGUGUACUACGCGCCUGUGACCCAUAAGAUGACGUUUGAGGAGGCAAAGGAGGAGUGUGAGAACAGGAACGCCGUCCUGGCGUCGCCGGGUCAGCUCCACUCCGCCUGGAGACAGGGUCUGGACAGGUGUGACUACGGCUGGCUGGCCGACGGCAGCGCUCGCCACCCCGUCGCGGUACCCAGAAUGCAGUGCGGCGGCGGUCUGCUGGGCGUCAGGACCAUGUAUCGCUACAGGAACCAGACUGGCUUCCCAGAACCCAUCACCCAGCUGGGAGCAUACUGCUUCAAAGGCAUCCACUCCUGCACUGAGAACAUUUGUCUGAACGGGGGCUCUUGCUACAGGAGCGGACGUUUCCAAUCUUGCAGCUGUGCCCCUGGCUACAGUGGAGAUCGUUGUGAAACAGACAUUGAUGAAUGUCAGUCCAACCCCUGUCGCAAUGGAGGUACCUGCAUUGAUGGCCUGAAUUCCUUCACCUGUGUUUGCCUCCCAAGCUAUGCUGGAUUGUAUUGUGAUGAAGACACUCAGACGUGUGACUACGGCUGGCAUAAGUUCCAGGGACACUGCUACAAGUACAUCCCCCAGAGGAGGAACUGGGAUACAGCGGAGAAGGAGUGUCGGGUACAGGGGGCACACCUCACCAGCAUUCUCUCCCAUGAUGAGCAGCAGUUUGUCAACCGUCUUGGACAGGACUACCAAUGGAUCGGCCUGAACGAUAAGAUGUACGAUAAUGACUUCCGCUGGACCGACAGCAUGCCCAUGCAAUACGAAAACUGGCGCCCCAACCAGCCGGACAGUUUCUUCUCGUCUGGAGAGGACUGUGUGGUGAUGAUCUGGCACGAGGACGGCCAGUGGAACGAUGUGCCCUGUAAUUAUCACCUCACCUUCACCUGCAAGAAAGGCACAGUGGCCUGUAAUCAGCCCCCUCUGGUACAGAAUGCUCAGACCUUCGGCAGGACGAGGUCACGCUAUGAGAUCAAUGCUCUGGUGAGGUAUCAGUGUAAGGGCGGCUUCAUCCAGAGGCAUGUGCCAACCAUCCGUUGCCGUGGAGAUGGCCGAUGGGACAUCCCCAAAAUUGCUUGCAUGAGUCCAUCAAACUCCCAAAGGGCAUUCUCAAGGAGGCACCAGAGCUACAGCCUGUUCAGCAGUAAUAACUACAAGUGGCGGUCCGACGAGGCAGAGGCCCGACACCGUCCUCACCAUCGAGGAAGGAGAUUGAAGAGAUUGGCGAACAGGCGAAACAGAAGACAGUGAUCGCCGUGGUUAGGCUAGGUUACGCCUGCUCACAAUCUGCACAAUAGGAAUGCAUGACUGUCACUCAUGUGGAGAUGGGGUUUUUUUACGAAUGAAAAAAGAAAAAUACAUUUGAACAAAAAAGGAACAAAAAAAACAAACCCAAAGGAAAUGUGAAAUUUUCUUACCAUUUUGAUGAUGGAAUCUUGGAAUGACGUGCCUUUUCAAAGAAUAUUCUGAUAUAGGGACACUAAUUUAUAAC
This is a messenger RNA of Oncorhynchus masou masou (cherry salmon), 2164 nucleotides long. Its product is annotated as versican core protein-like. The record is from RefSeq and is a predicted model, not a curated record. Lineage: Eukaryota; Metazoa; Chordata; Actinopteri; Salmoniformes; Salmonidae. Gene Ontology annotation, molecular function: hyaluronic acid binding; calcium ion binding. Gene Ontology annotation, cellular component: perineuronal net; synapse. The transcript has 11 exons. Gene Ontology annotation, biological process: positive regulation of neuroblast proliferation; central nervous system development; glial cell differentiation. Bases 1 to 1923 code for a protein of 640 amino acids.